Molecule: messenger RNA, 1062 nt
Organism: Otolemur garnettii (small-eared galago)
Lineage: Eukaryota; Metazoa; Chordata; Mammalia; Primates; Galagidae
Gene: NSMCE1
Product: NSE1 homolog, SMC5-SMC6 complex component
Exons: 8
Coding region: 23-919 (298 amino acids)
Biological process (GO): DNA damage tolerance; double-strand break repair via homologous recombination
Cellular component (GO): Smc5-Smc6 complex; nucleus
Molecular function (GO): ubiquitin-protein transferase activity
Source: RefSeq, a predicted model, not a curated record
GCAAUUUGCAUAAUUGUUCUGGAUGUGCUUGAAGAUUCUAUAUUCUGUAGCUGUUGGAUUCAGCAUUUUAUGCAUGUCCAUCGCUAAACUUACUGCUUUCUUCAUUAAUGAGAAAGACAUGCAGAGCAGUACCAGGAAAAUGGGCAUCAUGACUGAUGUCCAUAGGCGAUUCCUCCAGCUGCUGAUGACUCAUGGUGUGCUGGAGGAAUGGGAGAUCAAGCGCUUGCAGAAGCACUGCUACAGGGUCCACGACCGCAAUGCUACCGUGGAGAAGUUGGAGGACUUCAUCAACAACAUCAACAGUGUCUUGGAGUCCUUGUAUAUUGAGAUAAAGAAAGGAUUCACAGAAGAUGACGGGAGACCCAUUUAUGCGCUGGUGAAUCUUGCCACAACUUCAAUUUCCAAAAUGGCCACUGAUUUUGCAGAGAAUGAACUGGAUCUGUUUAGGAAGGCUUUAGAACUGAUAAUUGAUUCAGAAACUGGCUUUGCAUCUUCCACAAACAUUUUGAACCUGGUUGACCAACUUAAAGGCAAGAAGAUGAGGAAGAAGGAAGCUGAGCAAGUGCUGCAGAAGUUUGUGCAGAACAAAUGGCUGAUUGAGAAGGAAGGGGAGUUUACCCUGCACACCCGGGCCAUCCUGGAGAUGGAGCAGUACAUCCGGGAGACAUACCCUGAUGCUGUGAAGAUCUGCAACAUCUGCCAUAGCCUCCUCAUCCAGGGUCAGAGCUGCGAAACCUGUGGGAUCAAGAUGCACCUGCCUUGUGUGGCCAAGUAUUUCCAGUCGAAUUCAGAGCCACGCUGUCCUCACUGCAAUGACUAUUGGCCCCAUGACAUACCAGAAGUCUUCAACCCUGAGAAGGAGAGGGAGGCUGGUACCUCCAAGUCGAACAAGAAGUCUUUGCGGUCCAGGCAGCAUUAGCCGCUGUGUACCUGGGACAGCCUGAUCACCCAGCCCUGCCUGAGAGAGGGCAUCAGUAUUUCAUAGUUCACACAAAUUGCCUCCCUUGUUCUUUGUAUUCAUUAUUAACAGCUUUGGAAUAAAAGUGUUAGAAGUUGCAGCAA